Molecule: messenger RNA, 2386 nt
Organism: Vanessa tameamea
Lineage: Eukaryota; Metazoa; Arthropoda; Insecta; Lepidoptera; Nymphalidae
Gene: CARPA
Product: carbonic anhydrase-related protein 10
Exons: 12
Coding region: 256-1269 (337 amino acids)
Molecular function (GO): carbonate dehydratase activity; zinc ion binding
Source: RefSeq, a predicted model, not a curated record
AUGUCGUGAAAUUCAGUCAGUUGACCGCGAAGCUUCGCGAGAGUGGACGUGUUUAAGGAGCGGUAUUAUCGCGCUGCUAAUAUCCGCGUAAAACUUUUCGCUUAUACAAAGUUAACGUGAAAAGUUCUAUCCUUUAAAUAUAUUUUUAAAUUAGUGGUUAGAAAGCUGGCGGUGGGCAAAAAUUGUAUACCCGAAUAUUAUUAUCAGACUUGAUAUUCCCAAUGCGGGGCGCUGCGUGACAGCAGCAUCGUCACGAUGCGAGAAUGUUUGCUCACGCUUAUACUGCUAUGUAUCACCGUCAGAGAUAUAACAGGUAGCUGGGAGGAAUGGUGGACCUACGAUGGUAUUUCAGGUCCCGGAUUCUGGGGUCUGAUCAACCCGCAAUGGAGCAUGUGCAACAAGGGUCGGCGACAGAGUCCCGUCAACAUAGAGCCGGACAAGCUGCUUUUUGACCCUUGGCUUAGAGACAUACAGUUUGACAAACAUAAGGUCAGUGGUGUUCUCCAAAACACUGGUCAAUCGCUCGUGUUCAGAGUCGAAAAGGACAGCAAGCACCAAGUGAACAUCAGCGGAGGUCCACUCUCGUAUAGAUACCAGUUCGAAGAGAUCUACUUUCACUAUGGAUUGGAUGAUAACAGAGGCUCCGAACAUCAGAUUGACCAUCAUACGUUUCCUGGAGAAAUUCAACUCUAUGGCUUCAAUAAGGAACUGUAUCAUAAUAUGUCAGAAGCGCAACACAAAUCGCAAGGAGUGGUGGGCAUUUCACUAAUGGUUCAAAUCGGCGAACCAACGAACAAGGAAUUGCGACUCAUAACCAGCGCGUUUAACAAAGUUACGUUCAGAGGCAGUUCAUACCCCAUCAAGCACCUACCUCUCAGUUCUUUACUACCUAAUACCCAGCAGUAUUUGACAUAUGAAGGUUCUACAACCCACCCGGGUUGCUGGGAGACAGCCGUAUGGAUUAUAUUUAAUAAACCUAUCUACAUAUCUAAGCAAGAGAUGUACGCAAUACGACGACUAAUGCAAGGGUCCCAGCUGACUCCAAAAGCGCCGCUCGGUAACAACGCGAGGCCAGUCCAGCCGCUGCACCACCGCACCGUUCGCACGAACAUCAACUUCAACAAGCAAGGAAUGCCGGUUUCAAGCAAUUGCCCCGACAUGUAUCGCAACAUGCACUACACAGCACGUUAUUCCCGCAAAGCACGUUCGAAAAAAAGCCUUGCAUGCAAACGAAAGGGUGCACCAAAGAGAGCGUGUCACAAAAAAUAGCAACUCAGUGGCCAAGAGAACACAGUAUGCGGUAUAGAAGUGCGGAAGACUUGGCGAUGCUCUCAUUGAACUAACUAAACCACUUGGUCUCUUAAAUCAGAAUAAUAUCCAAGACCAAUGAUCCAAAAAUCCUUUAAAAAUGUAUUCAUUCCAUUAAUUUUAAAUUUAUAUACAAAAAAAAAACCUUUAAGAGAAUUAUAUUAUUUCUAAACGAUUGUUACAUUUAUAAAAUGAUAUGUGUUCUAAAUUUAAAUUUAUUUUUAUCUAACUUAUGAUAUCUAUUUAAUGAUUUAAAAUGUUACAAGAACAUUAUUUUGUAGAGUCUAAUAAAUUUUUUAAAUGUUUCGACUGUAUUAAUACGCAGUAGUAAACGCUUUUGAGUAGUUGUAAAACGUCAAUUGUAUAGACAAUAUCUCCACUAAUAUUAUAAACAAAUUGACAUAUUAUUUAUGAAAAAAAAAACAAUUACAAUAGACAAAUGUUGUCAUAUUAAAAAAAGCUUAUUAAUAAUCUAAUAAAAUCUUCGCUAAAAUUACUUGUAAAUGUUAUAUAUAAUGAGAAUGUAUAUACAUGUAAUAUAUAGUUAAAAAAAUAUCGUAAUUCGUCCACAAAUUGGAAUGUAUUUAACGCAAAUAAAUUUAGCCCUUAAAUGAAUCGCUUAAGAGUUUAUUUCAAGUAUCAAAAUACAUGUAGAAUAGACGUUGACCCAAAAAUCUCAAAGGAAAAUUAGUUUAAAUGGAUAGUAUACGUAAAAUUAUUAUAUAGUGUAGUUUUUCAACAUUUACAAUAUAUUGUCAAUUGUUUAAGCAAUUAUAAAUAAGCGUGAUGUAUACAAAGUAAAGCUUAUGAAUAAAUUGAUAUCUUAUAUUAGAAAGUAAAUAAAAUAAUAUACUCUUUAUAACAAAACUCCGGUUGAGAAAGAUGGUUUUUGUAAAAUUUUAUUUUUUAAUAUUAUCGUUAAAUAAGCUUCUUGUAUGCGUUUAAAUACGUAUAGUAUUAUUAUAUGUAGUGAAUGUUACCAGUAAUGUACUUAUGGAAUUUCAUGUUGUAGUAUAGAAGCUGUGUUGUCAUUGCGUAAUGAGUUAUGAAAAUAAAAUAUUUAUCAUGAGAUAUUAAA